Messenger RNA from Scheffersomyces amazonensis, 3388 nucleotides. RefSeq lists its product as uncharacterized. Gene Ontology annotation, molecular function: small GTPase binding. Gene Ontology annotation, cellular component: nuclear envelope; cytosol. Gene Ontology annotation, biological process: protein import into nucleus. The record is from RefSeq and is a predicted model, not a curated record. NCBI's taxonomy places the organism in Eukaryota, Fungi, Ascomycota, Pichiomycetes, Serinales, Debaryomycetaceae. Bases 110 to 3121 code for a protein of 1003 amino acids. The transcript has a single exon.
UAACCAUAAAAAUUUUCAGCUCUUCUAGUGCUGAUAUAGAUGUAAAGUAACGGUUAUUCUCUAUUACGAGGUUAUAAAGGGGAAUAAUUAUAUAACAAAUAGUAGUGUAAUGAACAAGGAGUCAUUAAUUCAAAUUGUUCAGGGCACUUUAGAUGCCGAUAAUAAUGUUAGAAAACAAAGUGAAAUAGAGCUUCACGUGUAUGAGAGACAACCAGGAUUUACCGAAUAUUUAUUAGAUUUAAUAAGUGAACCAGGUAUUUCAACUGGAGUUCAAAUUUCUGUAUCUAUUUUUUUUAAAAAUAGAAUAGCCAGUCAUUGGGUUGCACCUGAUAAUAGUAAAGAUACUUCAAGAACAAUUGCUGAUAAUGAAAAACCAGGUAUUAAGCAAAAAUUAAUUCAUACUAUUAUAAAGACUUAUAAUAAUCAACUUAUAAGUAUUCAAUUAUCUACAGCAUUACAUAGUAUUUUAGAUUUAGAUAAAUGGGAUGAUUUAACUACUAUUAUUAAAAAUUUAAUUCAACAAGGUGAUACAGCUUCUGUACUGGCUGGUUUAAUUUGUUUAUAUGAAUAUACUAGAAAUUAUAGAUGGUCAGGUUUAGAAAAUAAUAAUCCAGUAUUGGAAGAAGUUUCAAAUGAAAUAUUCCCAUUAUUAGAACUUUUAAUUGAAAAUAUGAUUAAUACUCCAUCAAAUACUACUACCAAUGAUGAUAUGAUUUAUCGUAUUCUUAAAAUUUUCAAAUUUACUACUUUUUCAACUUUACCAACUUAUAUUCAAGAUCCAAAGAAUUUAGGUAAAUGGUGUCAUUAUCAUAUUUUAAUUAUUAAUAAACCUUUACCUCAAUAUGUAUUACAAGAAGAUGAUCUUGAUCAAAGAGCUAAACAAACUGCUGUUAAAUCUGUUAAAUGGUGUUUUGCUAAUUUACAUAGAUUAUUAAGUCGUCAUGGUGGUGGAUUUAGCACAAGAAAUAAGACUGAUAAUCAAUUUGCUUCAAUGUUUUUAACAAAUUUUGUUCCAGAAAUUUUAACAUCUUAUUGGAAGAUUAUUGAAGAUUGGUCUUCUAAAAAGGCUUGGUUAAGUGAACCAUCUUUAUAUCAUUUAAUUUCUUUCUUAGAACAAUUAAUUGAUACUCCAUGUUGGAAUCUUAUUAGUGAUAAACAAGAUGCUAUCAUUAGACAUGUUAUUUUACCAACUUUAAUUGCAACUGAUGAAACCAUUGAAUUAUAUGAAGAUGAUGCUGAUGAAUAUAUUAGAAGAUUCUUUGAUAUUAAUAGAGAAUCUACAACUGCUGAUGUUGCAUCUAUUAAUUAUCUUUAUAAAUUAUGUUCUAAGAAAUUUAAAUCAUCAGGUAAUUUAAUUUUAAAUAUUAUUAAUGAUAUUUUUAAUAGAAGAGCUGCUAAUAGAUCAGAUUUACAAAUUGCAAAGGAAACAGAAGGGGCAUUAAGAAUUUUAUCAAGUAUUUCAUUUAAAUUAAAUACCAAGAGUUCACCAGUUAAUGGUCAAACUGAUCAAGUUUUAUUUACUUUUGUUUAUCCAGAAUUAUCUAAUGAAUGUAUUUCUAGUUCUCCAUGGUUAGUUGCAAGAGCUUGUGAUACUAUUGCCAUAUUUCUUUAUAAUUAUAAAGAUGUUCAAAUUUUAAAUUCAAUUUUUGAAGGAGUUGUUAAUUGUUUCCAAGCAGAAACUCAAUUACCAAUUCAAUUAACUGCAGUAGAUGCAUUAACAACUUUAGUUAAACAAGAUUCGGUUGCAAAUACUGUUGCUGAUCAAGCACCUGCAUUAAUGAAUAAAUUAUUGGAAAUGUCUAAAAAAAUUGAAAAUGAAACUAUUACUAAUGCUAUGGAAGAAUUUGUUGAAAGAUUUGCUAAGAAUUUAGAACCUUAUGCUGUUGAAUUAGCUUCUAAUUUAAGUUCCCAAUUCCUUUCAAUUGCUCAAGAAAUUUUGGAAUCAAAUUCGGAUCCAAGUAAUUAUAAUGAAGAUAAGGAAUAUCAAGCAGCUAAUACUUUAAAUACCAUCACAACUGUUAUUGUAUCUAUGAAUUCAUCUCCACAAGUUUGUGCAGCUUUGGAAGGUGCAGUUCAAGAUGUAAUUAAAUUCAUUCUUGAAAAUGCCAUGAUUUCUUUCUUAACUGAAGCCAUGGAAAUCUUGGAAUCAUUAGUAUUUUGUACAAAAUCAGUCUCUCCAAUUGUUUGGAGUUUAUAUCAAGUUUGUAUUGAUUCAUUUGAAACUUAUGCCUUUGAAUAUUUCGAUAAUUUCCUUGUUUUCUUUGAAAGUAUUAUAAAUCAUGGUUUUACUCAACCAGAAAUUACUAUUGAUAGUAAUUUUGUUCAAUCAUUAUUUGCUGUUUGUUUUAAACUUUUAAAGAGUGAUGAUGUAGAUCCUAUCUUUGCUCAUGGAACAUUUGAAUUAAUUGAAUUAUCUAUUCUUGCAUUAGGACAAAAGAGUAUAUCAGUAUUACCUCAUCUCUUUAAUGAAUUAUUUGAAAUAUUUGUAAGAUUAGAAGCUGAAGGUGCAUUUGAUGGAUAUAUGUUACAUCAUUUAUCAAUUUUAAAAGUAUUCUUUUCUGCAUUAUAUAUUGAUGCAGGUAUUACAUUAAGAUUUUUAAAAGAAAAAUCAUUUAUUGCAAAUUUUUAUAGAUUAUGGAUAGAACAUUCAGAAGAUUUUCAAAGUGUUUAUGGAUGUAAGAUUCAAAUCUUAGCAUCACUUGCUGUUAUUGCAAGUCCUGAUAUUUCUUUAUUACCAGAAGAUUUAAUUUCAGAAAAUACUGAUAUUUUAUUAGGUAAUAUUUCUGCAUUACCAGGAGCAAUUAAAGCUAAGAAUGACAUUAUGAGUAGAGAAGAAAGUCUUAAACCCGUAACUUUUGAUGAUGAAGAAGAAGAAACAGAAGAAUAUAGUGAUGCAUUCUUUGAAGAUGAAUUUGAAGCGGAUGAAGCUGAAUUAGAAGCUAUGAAGGAAACUCCAAUUGAUAGUGUUAAUGUUUUCGAAGUCUUCUAUAAUCAAUUAAUGACUAUACAACAUUCAGAUGCUACUAAAUAUCAAGCACUUUUCGGUGAACUUGAACCAAGUAAGCAAAAGUUAAUAGAAGACGUUUACAAGAUUGUUCAAGAAAAGAACGCUCAACAAUAGACGAUUAUCUAUAUACAGUUUCGUAAUAUAUAGUAUAUAGUCUACGGUAUAUAGUCUACAGUAUAUAGUCUACAGUAUAUAGCCUAUAGUAUAUAGCCUAUAGUAUAUAGCCUAUAGUAUAUAGUAGUAGUAUAAAUGGCACCUUUGAAAGGGAGAGACACUACUUUAAUUUUUUUGCAUUCGACUCUUUUGUUUAUAUGCACACCAUAAAUUAUCUGUACAAUUAAGUUUGACAAAUACGGAAGACAGGAUCAAUUCGAAGGCGUA